Coregonus clupeaformis (lake whitefish) is the source of this 649-nucleotide messenger RNA. RefSeq names its product cornifelin homolog. NCBI's taxonomy places the organism in Eukaryota, Metazoa, Chordata, Actinopteri, Salmoniformes, Salmonidae. Gene Ontology annotation, cellular component: cornified envelope. Bases 70 to 426 code for a protein of 118 amino acids. The transcript is spliced from 4 exons. The record is from RefSeq and is a predicted model, not a curated record.
CAGCUUUUCCCAAAGCUCACCCAGGAUAUCUAAGGCCCCAGUGGAGACUGGGAUUGAGCAGCAGCAGUAAUGGCUUAUCAGAGUGAGAUGGUGAUCAGCUCCCAGCCUCAGGUCACCAUCAACAACUACACCGUGACUUCCUCUGGGUCCUCCGAUUGGAGCUCCAACGUUUGUGACUGCUGCGAUGACUGUGGCAUCUGUCUGUGUGCGAUCUUCUUGCCGUGUAUCCUGGGCUGUAAGAUUGCUCAGGACAACGGAGACAGCUGCUGUGUUCCUUUCCUCCCUGGAGCCUUGAUCGCCCUGAGGACAAGCAUCCGCAGCAAAUACCGCAUCCCUGGUUCCGUGUGUGAUGACUGGGUAGUCAUGACCUGCCUGCCUUUCUGUGGACUCUGUCAGAUGGCCAGGGAGCAGAAGAUGAGAGGCUGAUUGGUUAAAUGAGGGGAAUAGGGGCGGGCUUAAUGACAAUCAUGCAUCCAGUCAUGGGAAAAAAACACAGUGUGCCUUCUGACGUCACAGGUACGAUGUCACAGCCUGUAUGGAAAAUCCUAUGAACACAAUAACUUUGUUACAGUUAUGCCUUGACUGUGGCCAAUCCACCCCAUAUUUAUUAUUAUUGUCUGUGUAAUACUCUUAUAAUACCAUUAUACUA